AUGGGAUUAGCCACUGUGAUUGCAGGAUAUUUUUUGAUUAUAUCAAGCGCGAUAUUUUUUAUAACAACCAUGACGUGAAUUAUAGGAGCUAAACUCCUAUUUGGAAGAGAAGAAAACGCAAUCCUCAGAUGAAUUCAAGAAGACAAGUAUUAUUGUUUUUUAAUCCCAAUGAUUGUUCCCACAACUUUUAUUUUGGUUUAUGGAAAUUGGCUUUCUAUGAAAUUCUUUAGGCAUAACUAA
Messenger RNA from Blepharisma stoltei, 240 nucleotides. NCBI's taxonomy places the organism in Eukaryota, Ciliophora, Heterotrichea, Heterotrichida, Blepharismidae. The record is from the annotation of a GenBank genome assembly.